Messenger RNA from Saccostrea cuccullata (small rock oyster), 1376 nucleotides. Its product is annotated as nacrein-like protein. The transcript has 10 exons. Bases 1 to 1194 code for a protein of 397 amino acids. Lineage: Eukaryota; Metazoa; Mollusca; Bivalvia; Ostreida; Ostreidae. The record is from RefSeq and is a predicted model, not a curated record. Gene Ontology annotation, molecular function: zinc ion binding; carbonate dehydratase activity.
AUGACGGGCUUGGUUCUAUUAGUUGUAUGUGGGUUUCUGGGAAAUGCAUACGGUGUAGGGUACCUUGGCAAAAGACCACCAACUCAGGGUGCCUGUUAUUAUGACAAUAUCUAUGCUGCUCAUUUUAGUUACAAAGGAGGCGCUUGUGAAGGACCGUAUGAUUGGUGCAGAAUAAGCAAAUGUUGGUCGACAUGUGGCUCAUACAAGAGACAAUCUCCAAUCAACAUAGACACAUACAGGGCAAAACAGAAUCACCAUGGAUACGUGCAGAUAAAGAAUUUCAACAAAAAGGUUCCUGCCUAUAUCUAUAACAAUGGACACUCUCCGAGCUUUGAAGUGAAGCUAGAUUACUACAAGAGAGGGGAUAAAAUAAUUCUGACAAAUGUUCCUGGCCGACCAAAAUAUAAGGAAUAUGUGUUUGCUCAGCUUGAGAUGCAUGCCGGGCAGGAUGAAUACAGAGGAUCGGAACACUCAAUCGAUGACUAUUUCUACCCUAUGGAAGCCCAGCUGGUAUUUUACGACAGUAAAUAUUCCAACUUGAACCACGCCCUCUCUUAUCCCGACAGUUUGGUAGUCAUGGCGGUCAUGGUUGAGGUAAGCAGAGGCUAUUAUCAGCCUUCAAAUGACCACAAUGACGAUGAUGGUGAUGAUGACGAUGAUGAACUUGGAUGGGGAAAAAGAAUAACACGUGGAAAAGAUGGAUUUCUUGGACGGAAUUACUACAAAGGGUAUGGGAAGUGCAGAUUCCAGUAUGCACGCUCUUUGAGCUACCUUAUGGAGAACUACUUCACGAAGAUUAGGAAGCAUUAUCCUCUGGGGCACAAACAUUUUAGUGACUAUCGACCAAAAGAUCUUCGAUGUGGCUUGAAACCAGGUCAUGACUACAUUCAACGCCAUUGCUACAGAAGAAACACGUACUAUGAUCAUAGACAUCAUGUGAAUUAUGGGAUUUCUCCGGCGGAUGUCCUUCCAUAUGAUCAGAGGUUCUACACAUACGCCGGAUCUUUGACUUCGCCACCUUGUUACGAAACUGUUCAAUGGAUUGUCUAUAAGUGUCCAGUUACUGUCUCAAGAAAGGCUUUCCAAAGUCUCCAGUAUAUAGAAGAUUCUCAAGGAGAACCUCUUUAUAAGUUGGGUGUUCGGAGACAAAUUCAGAAAAACCAUGGAUACAUUCACGUAUAUAGCAAUUAUUGAAGAAUUCAGCUUAAACUUUACAAAAGCUGAAAAAUGGAAUUUCCCUAAGUGUAUUUUGCAAUCAAAUGCUUUGACUUUGAUGUGAUAUUAUCCCUCCUUUACUUCUUCACUUUUUGUGCUUUGUUUUUGUUCGGAUUGAUUUGUUUUGUUUUUUGUUCAUUUCUUUUUGUUGUUUGAAUUCG